AUGAAUACUUUUCCUCUUAACAAAGAUCAACCUGAGAUCUCAGAACAUCCACAGAACCAGAUAGUACUGGAAGGCUUUAAUGUAUCAUUUUUAUGUAAUGCAAGUGGCAAUCCUACGCCGACAUUCUCUUGGACCAUAAAUGGAUCUCCUGUAAAUUCUACUUCCAAUCCAAGGAUCACUUUCUCAGCAUAUAACAAACAACUAACAAUAACGACUGUCAAGAGAACAGACGGUGGAGAAUACAAAUGCUUGGCUAGCAACAGUGUUAACACAGUAACCUCUACUGCUGCCUCUCUUAUAGUUCAAUGUAAGGAAUCUUUCACUUUUUUGCUACGUUGAAAUCUGUACAUCAGUAGAAGCGUAUUAUGUGACGAGAUCGUCUGUCGUUAAUAAACUGGAUAUAUCAUAUCAUGAUGAAAUUACCUGAUCAUUUAGAAUACAAGUGGACUUCUCCACCAAAAAAAUGUCUGCUAAUAUUGAACAUUAAAUAUGCCGGAUGAUUCAUGAAAAAGCUUUUGACGAUGUUUUUUUAAGAGCGCAAAAUGCAUCGUAGUUUUAUGAUGAAGAUGGCAACCAACCAUGAACAUUUUUUCGCCAGACAUUCCAUAUCUCUAUAACGUACAUCAACUAACAAUCAAGUGCUUUAUUUCUUACUACAGAUCCACCUGAGUUCUCCGAACAUCCACAGAAUGGGACAGUACUCGAAGGAUUAAAUGUGGCCUUUUCAUGUAAUGCAAGUGGCAAUCCCUCACCAAAAUUCUCAUGGACCAAAAAUGGAUCUCCUAUCAAUAUCACUGACAAUGCUAGAAUCAGUUUAUCACAGGACAACAAACAGCUGAACAUCACCAAUGUAAACAGGGUGGACAGUGGGGAAUACAAAUGUGUGGCGAACAACAGUGUUGGUGCAGUUAAUUCCAGUGCUGCCUUUCUUACAGUUCAAUGUAAGAAUACUUUUACUUAUUUACUUGCGCCUAACUGUGUACUAGUAAGGGUGCAUCACGCGGCGAGAUUCUCUUUCCAAUAUCUACCAAUAUAUAAACACAACAAAAUUCCCUUCUCGUAGAUAUCACCAGUAAAGUCUAAAUUCAACAUCACAUUCCUUAGUAAUAAGAGAGGUUAAAAAAGAUGGGUAUCAUUAGAAAUCUAUUCUAAUAACCUUUCUUAUUUCAUUCUACGUUUAAAUUAGAAGCCAUGUACCAACUCAAAAAUUGGCAAAACGUUCUUUUCAUAGUUUUAUAACUUACCACCUUGUACAGGCCAACACCUGUCCCCUUCUUCUUUCCAUUCCUGUUGUGGACCAAGAAAGGGACCUACUGUGGAAUUAAAAAUCUUCUAGCAUAUCUUUGUUUCAUCUAGUGUGUUAUUUUUUUGUUUUUUUGUUGUUGUUGUUUUUAUGGGUAGUGAAGAAUUCAAUUUUUUUUUAGUAGUAGUCGUUUUAACUACUCUUAACUCAAGAAAAUACCUAAACUUCUUCAUUAGAACCAGUUAUUCUACAUUUUUUCGUUGUUUUGCCAAAUAUUGAAAUAUUAGUCUAGGGCGAUAUAUUUGCAGGUCAAAAGAAGUCAUUGAUAAUUAUUUCCUUUUUAAAGUUGCAGUAUUUCAAACUAGCUACUCAGUUUUACCUCAGAGAUAUCAUUUAACAGUGAAACCUAUAUCUCUUAACAAAUGACUACUUUUCCUCUUAACACAGAUCAACCUGAGAUCUCAGAACAUCCACAGAACCAGAUAGUACUGGAAGGCUUGAAUGUAUCAUUUUUAUGUAAUGCAAGUGGCAAUCCUACGCCGACAUUCUCUUGGACCAUAAAUGGAUCUCCUGUAAAUUCUACUUCCAAUCCAAGGAUCACUUUCUCAGCAUAUAACAAACAACUAACAAUAACGACUGUCAAGAGAACAGACGGUGGAGAAUACAAAUGUUUGGCUAGCAACAGUGUUAAUACAGUAACCUCUACUGGUGCCUUUCUUAUAGUUCAAUGUAAGGAAUCUUUCACUUUUUUCCUACGAUGAACUCUGUACAUCAGUAGGAGCGUAUUACGUGCCGAGAUCGUCUGUCAUUAAACUGGACUGUAUCAUAACAUGAUGAAAUUACGUGAUCAUUUAAAUUACAAGUGGACUUCUCCACCAAAACAAUGUCUGCUAAUAUUGAACAUUAAAUACGCUGGAUGAUUCAUGAAAACGCUUUUGACGAUGUUUUUUUAAGAGCGCAAAAUGCAUUGUAGGCAAUAAUAAUAUCGUUUGUUUUAUGAUUAAGAUGGCAACCAACCACGAACAUAUUUUCGACUGACAUUUCAUAUCUCUAAGACGUACAUCAACUAACAAUCAAGUGCUUUAUUUCUUACUACAGAUCCAUCGGAGUUCUCGGAACAUCCACAGAAUCAGACAGUACUUGAAGGUUUAAAUGUGGCUUUUUCAUGUAAUGCAAGUGGCAAUCCCUCACCAAAAUUCUCAUGGACCAAAAAUGGAUCUCCUAUAAAUACCACUGACAAUGCUAGAAUCAGUUUAUCAGCAGGCAACAAACAACUGAACAUAACCAAUGUAAACAGGGUGGACAGUGGGGAAUACAGAUGUGUGGCUAACAACAGUGUUGGUGCAGUUAAUUCCAGUGCUGCAUUUCUUACAGUUCAAUGUAAGACUACUUUCACUCAUUUACUUAAGCCCAACUGUUUACUAGUAAGGGUGUAUCACGCGGCGAGAUUCUCUUUCGAAUAUCUACCAAUAUGAAGACACAACAAAAUUCACUUGUCGUAGAUAUCACCAGUAAAGUCUAAAUUCAACAUCGAAUUCCUUAGUAAUAUGAGAGGUUAAAAAAGAUGGUUAUCACUAGAAGUCUAUUCUAAUAACCUGCGUAUUUCAUUCUUCGUUUAAAUUAGAAGGGAUGUACCAAUUGCAUAAUUCGCAGAACGUUCUUUCCAUAGUUUUGAGAUUUAACGUCUUCCACAGGCUAAAAAAUGUCCUGCUUUUCUUUACAUUCCUGUUAUUAACUAGAAAAAGGACCUACUGCAGGAUUAAGAAUGUCCUAACAUAUAUUUGUUUAAUGUAGUUUUUUGCUUUUUGUUUCGUUUUUUUUUAUGAGAAUUGACGAAUUUAAGUCUUGUUUUUUUGAGUAGUAGUUGUUUUAACUACUCUUAACUCUAGAAAGCACCUUGAUUUCUUCAUUAGAAUCACUUAAUAUUCUACAUUUUCUCGUUGUUUUGCCAAAUAUUGAAAUAUUAGUUGAGGGCGAUAUAUCUGCAGGUCAAAAGUCGUCAUUAAUAAUUAUUUCUUUUUAAAAUUUUAGUAUUUAAAAACUAGCUAUUCAGUUUUACUUCAGAGAUAUCAUUUAACAGUGAAAUCUAUAUCUCGUAACAAAUGAAUACUUUUCCUCUUAACACAGAUCAACCUGAGAUCUCAGAACAUCCCCAGAACCAGAUAGUACUGGAAGGCUUGAAUGUAUCAUUUUUAUGUAAUGCAAGUGGCAAUCCUACGCCGACAUUCUCUUGGACCAUAAAUGGAUCUCCUGUAAAUUCUACUUCCAAUCCAAGGAUCACUUUCUCAGCAUAUAACAAACAACUAACAAUAACGACUGUCAAGAGAACAGACGGUGGAGAAUACAAAUGCUUGGCUAGCAACAGUGUUAACACAGUAACCUCUACUGCUGCCUCUCUUAUAGUUCAAUGUAAGGAAUCUUUCACUUUUUUGCUACGUUGAAAUCUGUACAUCAGUAGAAGCGUAUUAUGUGACGAGAUCGUCUGUCGUUAAACUGGAUAUAUCAUAUCAUGAUGAAAUUACCUGAUCAUUUAAAUUAAAAGUGGACUUCUCCACAAAAACAAUGUCUGCUAAUAUUGAACAUUAAAUAUGUCGGAUGAUUCAUGAAAAAGCUUUUGACGAUGUUUUUUUAAGAGCAAAAAUGCAUUGCAAAAUGCAUCGUUUGUUUUAUGAUGAAGAUGGCAACCAACCAUGAACAUUUUUUCGCCAGACAUUUCAUAUCUCUAAGAACGUACAUCAACUAACAAUCAAGUGCUUUAUUUCUUACUACAGAUCCAUCUGAGUUCUCCGAACAUCCACAGAAUGGGACAGUACUCGAAGGAUUAAAUGUGGCCUUUUCAUGUAAUGCAAGUGGCAAUCCCUCACCAAAAUUCUCAUGGACCAAAAAUGGAUCUCCUAUCAAUAUCACUGACAAUGCUAGAAUCAGUUUAUCACAGGACAACAAACAACUAAACAUCACCAAUGUAAACAGGGUGGACAGUGGGGAAUACAAAUGUGUGGCGAACAACAGUGUUGGUGCAGUUAAUUCCAGUGCUGCCUUUUUACAGUUCAAUGUAAGAAUACUUUUACUUAUUUACUUGCGCCUAACUGUGUACUUGUAAGGGUGCAUCACGCGGCGAGAUUCUCUUUCCAAUAUCUACCAAUAUAUAAACACAACAAAAUUCCCUUCUCGUAGAUAUCACCAGUAAAGUCUAAAUUCAACAUCACAUUCCCUAGUAAUAAGAGAGGUUAAAAAAGAUGGGUAUCAUUAGAAAUCUAUUCUAAUAACCUUUCUUAUUUCAUUCUACGUUUAAAUUAGAAGCCAUGUACCAACUCAAAAAUUCGCAAAACGUUCUUUUCAUAGUUUUAUGACUUACCACCUUGUACAGGCCAACACCUGUCCCCUUCUUCUUUCCAUUCCUGUUGUGGACCAAAAAAGGGACCUACUGUGGAAUUAAAAAUCUUCUAGCAUAUCUUUGUUUCAUCUAGUGUGUUAUUUUUUUGUUUUGUUUUUUGUUUUUGUUGUUUUUAUGGGUAGUGAAGAAUUCAAGUUUUUUUUAGUAGUAGUCGUUUUUACUACUCUUAACUGAAGAAAAUACCUAAACUUCUUCAUUAGAACCAGUUAUUCUACAUUUUUUCGUUGUUUUGCCAAAUAUUGAAAUAUUAGUCUAGGGCGAUAUAUCUGCAGGUCAAAAGAAGUCAUUGAUAAUUAUUUCCUUUUUAAAGUUGCAGUAUUUCAAACUAGCUAAUCAGUUUUACCUCAGAGAUAUCAUUUAACAGUGAAACCUAUAUCUCUUAACAAAUGAGUACUUUUCCUUUUAACACAGAUCAACCUGAGAUCUCAGAACAUCCACAGAACCAGAUAGUACUGGAAGGCUUGAAUGUAUCAUUUUUAUGUAAUGCAAGUGGCAAUCCUACGCCCACAUUCUCUUGGACCAUAAAUGGAUCUCCUGUAAAUACUACUUCCAAUCCAAGAAUCACUUUCUCAGCAUAUAACAAACAACUAACAAUAACGACUGUCAAAAGAACAGACGGUGGAGAAUACAAAUGUUUGGCUAGCAACACUGUUAACACAGUAACCUCUACUGCUGCCUCUCUUACAGUUCAAUGUAAGGAAUCUUUCACUUUUUUCCUACGUUGAACUCUGUACAUCAGUAGAAGCGUAUUAUGUGACGAGAUCGUCUGUCGUUAAACUGGAUAUAUCACGACAUGAUGGAAUUACCUGAUCAUUCAUAAUACAAGUGGACUUCUCCACGAAAAAAACCUCUGUUAAUAUCAAACAUUAAAUACGCCGGAUGAUUCAUGAAAACGCUUUUGACGAUAUUAUUUUAAGAUCGCAAAAUGCAUUGUAGGCAAUAAUCAUUUACUUAAUUUUACGAUGAAGAUGGCAACCAACUAUGAAGAUUCUUUCGCCAGACACUGCAUGCCUCCAAAACGUACAUCACGUGACACUCAAGUGCUUUAUUUCUUACUACAGAUCCAUCUGGGUUCUCCGAACAUCCACAGAAUCAGACAGUACUUGAAGGUUUAAAUGUGGCCUUUUCAUGUGAUGCAAGUGGCAAUCCCACACCAAAAUUCUCAUGGACCAAAAAUGGAUCUCCUAUAAAUACCACUGACAAUGCUAGAAUCAGUUUAUCAGCAGGCAACAGACAACUCAACAUAACCAACGUGAACAGGGUGGACAGUGGGGAAUACAGAUGUGUGGCUAGCAACAGCGUUGGUGCAGUUAAUUCCAGUGCUGCCUUUCUUACAGUUCAAUGUAAGACUACUUUCACUCAUUUACUUCAGCCGAACUGUGUACUAGUAAGGGUGUAUGAAGCGGCGAGAUUCUCUUUCGAAUAUCUACCAAUAUAAAAACACAACAAAAUUUAAUUAUCGUAGAUAUAACCAGUAAGGUCUAAAUUCAACAUCACAUUCCCUAGUAAUACGAGAGGUUAAAAAAGAUGGGUAUCACUAGAAGACUAUUCUAAUUACCUGCGUCAUGCACUUUAUUCUACGUUCAAAUUAGAAGUGAUGUAAAAGAAGAAUAAUUUACAGCACGUUCAUUUCAGAGUUUUAAGAUUUACCACUUUGCACAGGUUAACAAAUGUCCCUUUUUUCUCUCCAUUCCUGUUGUGAACCAACGAAGGGACCUACUGCAAAAUCAAAAAUGUCCUAGCAUAUUUUUGUUUAAUCUAGUGUGUUUUUAUUGUUUUGUUUUUUGUUUUUAUGGGAAGUGAAGAAUUCAAGUAUUGUUUUGUUUUGUUUUGUUUUUUUUAAAGUAGUAGUCGUUUUAACUACUCUUAACUCUAGAAAAUAGCUAAAUUUCUUCAGUAGAAUUAGUUAUUCUACAUUUUUUCGUUGUUUUGCCAAAUAUUGAAAUAUUAUUCUAGGGCGAUAUAUCUGUAGGUCACAACUCGUAAUUAAUGAUCAUUUCUUUUUUAAAGUUGCAGUAUUUCAAACUAGCUAAUCAGUUGUACCUCAGAGAUAUCAUUUAACAGUGAAACCUAUAUCUCUUAACAAAUGAGUACUUUUCCUCUUAACACAGAUCAACCUGAGAUGUCCGAACAUCCACAGAAUCAGAUAGUACUGGAAGGCUUGAAUGUAUCAUUUUUAUGUAAUGCAAGUGGCAGUCCUACGCCGACAUUCUCUUGGACCAUAAAUGGAUCUCCUGUAAAUACUACUUCCAAUCCAAGAAUCACUUUCUCAGCAUAUAACAGACAACUAACAAUAACGACUGUAAAGAGAACAGACAGUGGAGAAUACAAAUGUUUGGCUAGCAACAGUGUCAAGACAGUAAACUCUACUGCUGCCUUUCUUAUAGUUCAAUGUAAGGAAGCCUUCACCAUUUUCCAAACGUUUACCUCUGUACAUCUGUAGAAGCAUAUUAGGUGCCGAGAUCGUCUAUCGUUAUACCAAAUCUAUCACCACAUAAUGAAAUUACGUUAUUAUUUAGAAUACAAGUCGACUUCUCCACGAAAGAAAUAUCUGCUAACAUCAAACAUUAAAUACGCCGGAUGAUUUCUUAAAUCUCUUAUGACCAUGCUUUUUUAAGAUUGCAAAGUGCAUUGUAGGCAAUAAUCAUUUACUUAGUUUUACGAUGAAGAUGGCAACCAUUAAGAUUUUUUCGCCAGACACUGCAUGCCUCCAAAACGUACAUCACGUGACAAUCAAGUACUUUAUUUUUUACUACAGAUCCAUCUGAGUUCUCCGAACAUCCACAGAAUCGGACAGUACUCGAAGGAUUAAAUGUGGCGUUAUCAUGUAAUGCAAGUGGCAAUCCCACACCAAAAUUCUCAUGGACCAAAAAUGGAUCUCCUAUAAAUACCACUGACAAUGCUAGAAUCAGUUUAUCAGCAGGCAACAGACAACUCAACAUAACCAACGUGAACAGGGUGGACAGUGGGGAAUACAGAUGUGUGGCUAACAACAGCGUUGGUGCAGUUAAUUCCAGUGCUGCCUUUCUUACAGUUCAAUGUAAGACUACUUUCACUCAUUUACUUAAGCCCAACUGUGUACUAGUAAGGGUGUAUGAAGCGGCGAGAUUCUCUUUCGAAUAUCUACCAAUAUAAAAACACAACAAAAUUUAAUUAUCGUAGAUAUAACCAGUAAGGUCUAAAUUCAACAUCACAUUCCCUAGUAAUACGAGAGGUUAAAAAAGAUGGGUAUCACUAGAAGACUAUUCUAAUUACCUGCGUCAUGCACUUUAUUCUACGUUCAAAUUAGAAGUGAUGUAAAAGAAGAAUAAUUUACAGCACGUUCAUUUCAGAGUUUUAAGAUUUACCACCUUGCACAGGUUAACAAAUGUGCCUUUUUUCUCUCAAUUCCUGUUGUGAACCAACAAAGGGACCUACUGAACAAUGAAAAAUGUUCUAGCAUAUAUUUUUUUAAUCUAGUGUGUUUUUUUUUGUGUUGUUAUUUGUUUUUACGGGCAGUGAAGAAUUCAAGUAUUGUUAUUUUUUUUUUAAGUAGUAGUCGUUUUAACUACUCUUAACUCUAGAAAGCACCUUAAUUUCUUCAUUAGAAUCAGUUAUUCUACAUUUUUUCGUUGUUUUGCCAAAUAUUGAAAUAUUAGCUUAGGGCGAUAUAUCUGCAGGUCAAAAGUCGUCAUUAAUAAUUAUUUCCUUUUAAAAUUUUAGUUUUUAAAAACUAGCUAUUCAGUUUUACUUCAGAGAUAUCUUUUAACAGUGGAACCUAUAUCUCUUAACAAAUGAGUACUUUUCCUCUUAACACAGAUCAACCUGAGAUGUCCGAACAUCCACAGAAUCAGAUAGUACUGGAAGGCUUGAAUGUAUCAUUUUUAUGUAAUGCAAGUGGCAGUCCUACGCCGACAUUCUCUUGGACCAUAAAUGGAUCUCCUGUAAAUACUACUUCCAAUCCAAGAAUCACUUUCUCAGCAUAUAACAGACAACUAACAAUAACGACUGUAAAGAGAACAGACAGUGGAGAAUACAAAUGUUUGGCUAGCAACAGUGUCAAGACAGUAAACUCUACUGCUGCCUUUCUUAUAGUUCAAUGUAAGGAAGCCUUCACCAUUUUCCAAACGUUUACCUCUGUACAUCUGUAGAAGCAUAUUAGGUGCCGAGAUCGUCUAUCGUUAUACCAAAUCUAUCACCACAUAAUGAAAUUACGUUAUUAUUUAGAAUACAAGUCGACUUCUCCACGAAAGAAAUAUCUGCUAACAUCAAACAUUAAAUACGCCGGAUGAUUUCUUAAAUCUCUUAUGACCAUGCUUUUUUAAGAUUGCAAAGUGCAUUGUAGGCAAAAAUCAUUUACUUAGUUUUACGAUGAAGAUGGCAACCAUUAAGAUUUUUUCGCCAGACACUGCAUGCCUCCAAAACGUACAUCACGUGACAAUCAAGUACUUUAUUUUUUACUACAGAUCCAUCUGAGUUCUCCGAACAUCCACAGAAUCGGACAGUACUCGAAGGAUUAAAUGUGGCGUUAUCAUGUAAUGCAAGUGGCAAUCCCACACCAAAAUUCUCAUGGACCAAAAAUGGAUCUCCUAUAAAUACCACUGACAAUGCUAGAAUCAGUUUAUCAGCAGGCAACAAACAACUGAACAUAACCAAUGUGAAGAGGGUGGACAGUGGGGAAUACAAAUGUGUAGCUAACAACAGUGUUGGUGCAGUUAAUUCCAGUGCUGCCUUUCUUACAGUUCAAUGUAAGACUAUUUUCACUCAUUUACUUAAGCCCAACUGUGUAAUAAAAAGGGUGUAUCACGCGGCGAGAUUCUCUUUCGAAUAUCUACCAAUAUGAAGACACAACAAAAUUCACUUGUCGUAGAUAUAACCAAUGAAGUCUAAAUUCAACAUUAAAUUCCUUAGUAAUAAGAGAGGUUAAAAAAGGUGGUUAUCACUAGAAGUCUAUUCUAAUAACCUGCGUCAUGCACUUUAUUCUACGUUCAAAUUAGAAGGGAUGUACCAAUUGAAUAAUUUACAGCACGUUCAUUUCAGAGUUUUAAGAUUUACCACCUUGCACACGCUAACACGUCCCCUUCUUCUUUCUAUUCCUGUUGUGAACCAAAAAAGGGACCUACUGCAGAAUCAAAAAUGUCCUAGCAUAUUUUUGUUUAAUCUAGUGUGUUUUUAUUGUUUUGUUUUUUGUUUUUAUGGGAAGUGAAAAAUUCAAGUAUUGUUUUGUUUUUUUUUAAGUAGUAGUCGUUUUAACUACUCUUAACUCUAGACAAUAGCUAAAUUUCUUGAUUACAAUUAGUUAUUCUACAUUUUUUCGUUGUUUUGCCAAAUAUUAAAAUAUUAGUCUAGGGCGAUAUAUCUGUAGGUCACAACCCGUAAUUAAUAUUUAUUUCCUUUUAAAAUUUUAGUAUUUAAAAACUAGCUAUUCAGUUUUACCUCAGAGAUAUUAUUUCACAGUGAAACCUGUAUCUCUUAACAAAUGACUACUUUUCCUCUUAACACAGAUCAACCUGAGAUCUCCGAACAUCCACAGAAUCAGAUAGUACUGGAAGGCUUGAAUGUAUCAUUUUUAUGUAAUGCAAGUGGCAAUCCUAUGCCAACAUUCUCUUGGACCAUAAAUGGAUCUCCUGUAAAUGCCACUUCCAAUCCAAGAAUCACUUUCUCAGCAUAUAACAAACAACUAACAAUAACGACUGUAAAGAGAACAGACAGUGGAGAAUACAAAUGUUUGGCUAGCAACAGUGUCAAGACAGUAAACUCUACUGCUGCCUUUCUUAUAGUUCAAUGUAAGGAAGCCUUCACCAUUUUCCAAACGUUUACCUCUGUACAUCUGUAGAAGCAUAUUAGGUGCCGAGAUCGUCUGUCGUUAAACCAAAUCUAUCACCACAUAAUGAAAUUACGUUAUUAUUUAGAAUACAAGUCGACUUCUCCACGAAAGAAAUAUCUGCUAACAUCAAACAUUAAAUACGCCGGAUGAUUUCUUAAAUCUCUUAUGACCAUGCUUUUUUAAGAUCGCAAAAUGCAUUGUAGGCAAUAAUCAUUUACUUAAUUUUACGAUGAAGAUGGCAACCAACUAUGAAGAUUCUUUCGCCAGACAUUGCAUAUCUCUAAAACGUAGAUCAUGUGACAAUCAAGUGCUUUAUUUCUUACUACAGAUCCAUCUGAGUUCUCUGAACAUCCACAGAAUCAGACAGUACUUGAAGGUUUAAAUGUGGCCUUUUCAUGUGAUGCAAGUGGCAAUCCCACACCAAAAUUCUCAUGGACCAAAAAUGGAUCUCCUAUAAAUACCACUGACAGUGCUAGAAUCAGUUUAUCAGCAGGCAACAAACAACUGAACAUAACCAAUGUGAACAGGUUGGACAGUGGGGAAUACAGAUGUGUGGCUAACAACAGUGUUGGUGCAGUUAAUUCCAGUGCUGCCUUUCUUACAGUUCAAUGUAAGACUACUUUCACUCAUUUACUUCAGCCCAACUGUGUACUAGUAAGGGUGUAUGAAGCGGCGAGAUUCUCUUUCGAAUAUCUACCAAUAUAAAAACACAACAAAAUUUAAUUAUCGUAGAUAUAACCAGUAAAGUCUAAAUUCAACAUCACAUUCCCUAGUAAUACGAGAGGUUAAAAAAGAUGGGUAUCACUAGAAGACUAUUGUAAUUACCUGCGUCAUGCACUUUAUUGUACGUUCAAAUUAGAAGUGAUGUAAAAAAAGAAUAAUUUACAGCACGUUCAUUUCAGAUUUUUAAGAUUUACCACCUUGCACAGGCUAACAAAUGUCCCUUUUUUCUCUCAAUCUCUGUUGUGAACCAACAAAGGGACCUACUGAACAAUGAAAAAUGUUCUAGCAUAUAUUAUUUUAAUCUAGUGUGUUUUUUUUGUGUUGUUUUUUGUUUUUACGGGCAGGGAAGAAUUCAAGUAUUGUUAUUUUUUUUAAGUAGUAGUCGUUUUAACUACUCUUAACUCUAGAAAGCACCUUAAUUUCUUCAUUAGAAUCAGUUAUUCUACAUUUUUUUGUUGUUUUGCCAAAUAUUGAAAUAUUAGCUUAGGGCGAUAUAUCUGGAGGUCAAAAGUCGUCAUUAAUAAUUAUUUCCUUUUAAAAUUUUAGUUUUUAAAAACUAGCUAAUCAGUUUUAAUUCAGAGAUAUCAUUUAACAGUGGAACCUAUAUCUCUUAACAAAUGAGUACUUUUCCUCUUAACACAGAUCAACCUGAGAUCUCCGAACAUCCACAGAAUCAGAUAGUACUGGAAGGCUUGAAUGUAUCAUUUUUAUGUAAUGCAAGUGGCAAUCCUACGCCGAAAUUCUCUUGGACCAUAAAUGGAUCUCCUGUAAAUACCACUUCCAAUCGAAGAAUCACUUUUUCAGCAUAUAACAAAGAACUAGCAAUAACGACUGUAAAGAGAACAGACGGUGGAGAAUACAAAUGUUUGGCUAGCAACAGUGUUAAGACAGUAAACUCUACUGCUGCCUUUCUUAUAGUUCAAUGUAAGGAAGCCUUCACCAUUUUCCAAACGUUUACCUCUGUACAUCUGUAGAAGCAUAUUAGGUGCCGAGAUCGUCUAUCGUUAUACCAAAUCUAUCACCACAUAAUGAAAUUACGUUAUUAUUUAGAAUACAAGUCGACUUCUCCACGAAAGAAAUAUCUGCUAACAUCAAACAUUAAAUACGCCGGAUGAUUUCUUAAAUCUCUUAUGACCAUGCUUUUUUAAGAUUGCAAAGUGCAUUGUAGGCAAUAAUAAUUUAAUUAGUUUUAAGAUGAAGAUGGCAGCUAACGAUUAACAUUUUUUUCGCCAUACAUUGCAUGCCUCCAAAACGUACAUCAUCUGACAAUGAAAUGCUUUAUUUGUUACUACAGAUCCAUCUGAGUUCUCCGAACAUCCACAGAAUCGGACAGUACUCGAAGGAUUAAAUGUGGCGUUAUCGUGUAAUGCAAGUGGCAAUCCCACACCAAAAUUCUCAUGGACCAAAAAUGGAUCUCCUAUAAAUACCACUGACAAUGCUAGAAUCAGUUUAUCAGCAGGCAACAAACAACUGAACAUAACCAAUGUGAACAGGUUGGACAGUGGGGAAUACAGAUGUGUGGCUAACAACAGUGUUGGUGCAGUUAAUUCCAGUGCUGCCUUUCUUACAGUUCAAUGUAAGACUACUUUCACUCAUUUACUUCAGCCCAACUGUGUACUAGUAAGGGUGUAUGAAGCGGCGAGAUUCUCUUUCGAAUAUCUACCAAUAUAAAAACACAACAAAAUUUAAUUAUCGUAGAUAUAACCAGUAAAGUCUAAAUUCAACAUGACAUUCCCUAGUAAUACGAGAGGUUAAAAAAGAUGGGUAUCACUAGAAGACUAUUGUAAUUACCUGCGUCAUGCACUUUAUUCUACGUUCAAAUUAGAAGUGAUGUAAAAAAAGAAUAAUUUACAGCACGUUCAUUUCAGAUUUUUAAGAUUUACCACCUUGCACAGGCUAACAAAUGUCCCUUUUUUCUCUCAAUCUCUGUUGUGAACCAACAAAGGGACCUACUGAACAAUGAAAAAUGUUCUAGCAUAUAUUAUUUUAAUCUAGUGUGUUUUUUUUGUGUUGUUUUUUGUUUUUACGGGCAGGGAAGAAUUCAAGUAUUGUUAUUUUUUUUAAGUAGUAGUCGUUUUAACUACUCUUAACUCUAGAAAGCACCUUAUAUUCUUCAUUAGAAUCAGUUAUUCUACAUUUUUUCGUUGUGCCAAAUAUUGAAAUAUUAGCUUAGGGCGAUAUAUCUGGAGGUCAAAAGUCGUCAUUAAUAAUUAUUUCCUUUUAAAAUUUUAGUUUUUAAAAACUAGCUAAUCAGUUUUAAUUCAGAGAUAUCAUUUAACAGUGAAACCUAUAUCUCUUAACAAUUGAGUACUUUUGUUCUUAACACAGAUCAACCAGAGAUCUCAGAACAUCCACAGAACCAGAUAGUACUGGAAGGCUUGAAUGUAUCAUUUUUAUGUAAUGCAAGUGGUAAUCCUACGCCAACAUUCUCUUGGACCAUAAAUGGAUCUCCUGUAAAUGCCACUGUCAAUUCAAGAAUCAGUUUCUCAGCAGAUAACAAAGAACUAACAAUAACGACUGUGAAGAGAACAGACGGUGGAGAAUACAAAUGUUUGGCUAGCAACAGUGUUAGCACAGUAACCUCUACGGCUGCCUCUCUUAUAGUUCAAUGUAAGGAAACUUUUACUUACGUAAGUUUAAUUCUGUGCAUCAGUAAAAGUCUUUUAUGCUCCUAGAUCUUUAGUCGUUAAAGAAACCUAUCUGUUACCUGUGGAGUCCCCGUUAAACGGAAUGUCUUUUGAUACAGAAUAUUUAGAAAGCUGGAUGGUUCAUUAAAUUAUUCUUACGGUAAUUAGUUUUCAGAUCGCAGCUUUACAUUGUAUGUAAAAAUCAUUUAAUUAGUUCCACGGUUUUUAGCAACUACGUACAUUUUUUUCGUCAGACAUCGUUUUUCUUUGAAACGUAUAGAGCGAUUUUCCCAUUACCUUGAAAAGUGUCUUCGGCAGGUGUUCUUUAUUUGUUUUAUCAGCCAAUGGAUGGAAAGAUCAAAACAUCGACUCUUCGUUUUCCCGUCAAAGAAAACCCUACUAUGGAGAAGGAAUUGUUCGAUUGGCCAAUCGCGUUGUAGUAUGACGUCAAAACGAAGGAUCGGUUGAUUUUUAAGUUUUUUCAGCCGAGGGUUCGCUUAACAAACCAAAAGCCACGCGCGUUUGUAUCCAUUCAACAAACCAAUCAAAUCGCUCUAUUUCCGUUAGUUUGUUGUUGUUUUUUCUGUAUUGUUCGCGAGUUUUCAUUUCAUGUGACAAGGAAAUCUUUCUUCGUUUAUACGGGUUUUUCUCCAUAUCACUCAGAUCACCGUUUUUUAUUUUAGUUAGCGGUACAUAAAAAGAAAAAAAAAAGAUAUGAGAAUUUAUGUUGAGAGCGUUAAAUAAAACUAUUACCUUAAAGCUAGGGUAAUUAAAUAAAAAUCUGUGGUCUGUAAACAUUUUUAGAUCUGCACUCCCUUUCACCACUAUUUACAAUUAGACCACUUCCAAUGCACGUAGUAGACUCGUUACGUAAUUUUUCGCUCUUUUGAAACCAUAACACAUAAAUCAUCAAUUGCUUUAGUUUGUUGAGGUUUCUUUUCUGUUAUUUUCUUUGUACAGUCAACUCUCGCCUUGCGGACACUCCGCUAUAACAGACACCCUCAUAAUAAUGACAGCAGCUAAAUUCUCGGCAAAAACAAAUUACAGACGUUUGACUGAAAUAAACUCCCGCUAUUACGGACUCUCGCUAAUGAGGACAUUAACUCGAGGUCCCUACAGUGUCCGCUAUAAAGGGAGUUGACUGUAAUUUGUUGCAUAAUUCACCGCUGUAAAACAGUAUUUAAAUAAAUAGUAAAUAAAUAAAUAAAUGAUGACGUAAGAGUAGCACAUCCACAAAGUGUUCUUCGUCCACCUGAUUCCUGGUGGAAUUAGAAUUUGGAAAUGUUGGUUUUUGAGGAGAGGGGAAAACCGGAGUACCCGGAGAAAAACCUCUCGGAGCAAAGGAGAGAACCAACAACAAACUCAAUCCACAUAUGGUGUCGACAACGGGAUUUGAACCCGGGCCACAUUGGUGAAGGUCCUGAGAUCGAAAUGUUCUAGCUAAAGUUUUAAAUUUUGUAACCAAAAGUUGUCUAUUUCCAGUCUCUGUUUUAACUACAGAUUUUACUAUUUUUACGCAACUGGUCUAAGAAUCAAAAUUUUCUAUCCUUUUGGUUACAAUAACUUGCGUUAGUAUAGCCUAGAAAGCACAUUAUAAUCAUCAUUAAGCUACUGUCAAGUCGAUUAAACAACGGGAAGGUACUCAUUUACAACAGUCUUUUUCAUUAAAUUUACUUAUAAUGGUCAGUGUGAAUUGGACACGGUAGGUGACCUAAGAAUUUGCUGGCCUGUUUUUCGCCGUUAAUUAAUGAGUACAGUAUUCUUUUUGUUUUUUUGUUUUUUUUUUGUAGUUGCACCAAGUCAGCCAGAGAAUGUGGUAGUUCUUUCUAAGAGCUCGCGAGUCGUAAAUAUCUCUUGGACACCUGGUUUUAGUGGCAACAGUGAUAUUCGAAACUACACUGUUGAGAUCAGUAGAGAUACUGUAACGUUUGCAGAGGCUAGAUGUGAAGGGCUGUCAAGUAGUGGAUGUGUGGUAUCUAACUCCUCCACAAGUGCUUCUCUUGUAGACCUACAUCCUGGAAGGACAUAUUACAUACGGGUGUUUGCUACUAACAGAGUUGGUUUCAGUACUCCCAGCUUAGUAAUCACCACAACCACAGAUGAAGAAGGUACUUUUUGAAUAAAAUUGCUCAGCUGCUUUUAAGGUUCUGGUAAAAUAAGUUACUAACGUUGUACGUGUAACUUAAUUUACAUGUUUGUAUGUAAAUUAAAUUAAGUUAUGGUCACUGCUUUAGAAUUUGUACAGUUCUUUAAAAGGUUUUGCAAUGUAGUUAAUAUGUGGUUAAAGAGUGUUUUGGACUUUCAGCAUGUCCUUUGUUUUCUCCAGACCUAAAGCACACCUUUUUUAAUUUUUUCCCCUAAAAUACUACAGAACAACAAACAAGAAUUCAGCAAUCUUUCAGUAGCAGGAACUUUCCGAUAAUUACUGAGGACUGAAAAACAUUUUUCUGUCUCGAUAGGACAUUAUUGUCUGACCUGAUAAAGCUGUACCAUUUACAGUGUAAGUCGGACAAACCAGAAAGACUGAGACAGGCAUAUAUUAAUGCUUAUCUCCAAUAUUUUCAAAAUGAUAGUCCCUGGUAACAUCUAAUCUGCCCAGUCAUAAUGUCCUAGCACGAGUGGGAAUUAGGUCGGACAUGACUAAAUUUACUCACGUGUUAAAAACAUGGUAGCAGGUAGAUGAAUAUUUUUAGGCUGGUUUUAAGGCAUGUGCUAUGGGUUUUGGAAAAAAAUAAUAUUUUGGUGUUGUUGUUAUUGCAGUACCAAAUGCUCCCCCAGCUAAUAUCACAGGAAACAACAUAACGUCUACCAGCAUUUUUGUUCAGUGGCAUGAAGUACCAGCAGAUAAUCAAAAUGGUAUUAUAGUGAAUUAUACAAUCACCUACACAGAGGUGCCCAGUGGUAAUUCAAGAAAGGAGAUAGUGAUUGCUCCAAGCACAAAUGUUACGUUGACAGGAUUGAAAAUAUUUACCAACUACAGCAUCACAGUGUUUGCAUCUACUGCCAAGGGGGGUGGAAACAGAAGUGUACCUAUUAUUGUCAUUACAGAUGAAGACCGUAAGUACAAUUCUGGUGUUUAUUUGUUAUACAUCAGUUUCAGAUCUCUAGGAUUCAAACUGAAGAUCUCCAGUGCUUUUAAAAGUUGUUUUUCUUCUACUUUUUAUUCAUAUUGAAAUUUGAAACACUUUCUGAAAACACUUGCUUUGUGUCCUCUCUAAUAAAAAAUUAUAUGUGCAAAGCUGGUCUACAGUACCUUGACAAUUACAGUGCAGUUAUUAAAGUUGGGCAGUGCGUUUGCCUGUACAAGCUAUUGUUCUUCAUAGCCAGAAAUUUUGGACAACAUGGCUACCAACAUGGCCACAGGCAUGGGCAGAUAACACAAAAAGAGACUGAAUAUGGAAGAACAUAAAGGCAAUGUGAGAAAAUUUUUUCACCUUCUUAUAAAAGUAUGGGAUAUUUUUUUUACUUUCCUAUAAAAAAUGUAGGCUAAAUUUUUUACUUUCUUAUUUUUUUUGUAAUUUCCACCAAAAUGGCUACAUUCACAGCUUAGGAAUUGAGAAACCAAUGAUGAAACUAAAUUGUCAUCGAAAAAGAAAUGAAGUUUAUUUCACAGGAAAAAAUAACAGAUUUCCAUUUUUGGAUAUAUUUUCAGGGUAUUUAAAGAAUACCCACCAAAAUCCCAAAUUUGGAAGAGUGAGACAAGUCCUAUCCAGGGAACUUGGUUGGGAAUUCCCUGGUUGGGACUUGUCUUGGGAUUCUUAUGGGUAUUCUUUGAAUACCCUAAAAUAUCCAAUAAUGGAAUCUGUUAUUUUUUUCUUGUGAAUUUCAUUAAUUAUAGCCACUGCCUUUUAUGAUCAAAAUAACUCUAUACUACACAGACAAAUGAAGCUCUUACUAACCUCUUAAAACAGCGCUUACCUUCAUACUUCUCUAAGCGUGAGGAGAAAGAGUUCAUGUCCCGACAAGUUUUUGAAUUCCCAGCUUCCCAUCAAAACAUACAACGUUAAUCUUGUAAAAUAAACGUUUCUCUCUCGAAAAAACACAUCACUAAGGCACUGCCUUUUUACAACGAAAAUUAGGCUCUUUUGUAAGUGAAACCAAUGAAGAAUCGGAGCCAUCACUGAGGGAAAUAUCCUCCAGAGACAGUUUGUUUUCCGUCUGUUCGGUAGCUCUUCAGACGCCAUUUUUUUCCUACCUCGUUUCAACGGGUCAUCUGUAUUCCCUAGUACAACGGUAAGUACGUGGUGUAACCAUCAUAUAGUGGUCGGUGACUUUCGAGAAAAGGCGAGUAAGAGUUGUGGGGAAAAAUAAAUAAAUUUCAUAUAUGCCAUGUCCUCCGCUAACUCAAUACUCUUUCUAUUUCAUACAAAGGGCCUUUCUUUGACUCUUUCUUUGCUGACAUUCGAUUAUUUAGAAAACCUGCGGUGCUCACAUCAUUUAAAUCCUUGCCUUAUAAAAGCCCCUGCUUACUCUUUAUUUCGCUCUGACUUGUAGAGGAGCAAAAAAAAGGAGGAGAGAAGGUGAAAAUGUCUUUUGUGGUAAAACGAGCUUGCUUGCCUUCUUCCUCCUUAUUAAAUAUGCACACGGUUUGCGCGCCAAGAAUCAAUGAACCGGAACUAGAACAAUGACAGCGGCAAAAACAAACUUGCAUAAUUACGUUACGACUCACUGACGAGUUAGCGCUUAUUUCUUACACGCCAUGAAUUGACCACAACGUUUCUUAUUUUCUAAUCAACCAAUCGAAAACCAAGACAUUCACCGACCUUGAAGUAACAAGAAAACCUGCCAGGCCGGUUAAAUCACUUGAAAAUAGCACAUGACCGUAUCUUAAUGAAAUUCCUCCGCAUAAAGACAGAAGGCUAUGACGUCAUCGGCGCUAAUGUAUUCCCUGCAAGUUAAUGAGAUUCCCUCGCAAAAAAAGCGUUAAUUCGGUCCAAAUACCACUACUUAGGUAGGCGAAUAAGUUCAGAACUGAUUUUAAUGCAUGUGCUAUGAUUUUUUUGAAAAAUCGUUUGGGUGUUGUCGUUAUAUAAUUGCAGUACCAAAUGCUCCCCCAGCUAAUAUAACAGGAAACAACAUAACGUCUACCAGCAUUUUUGUUCAGUGGAAUGAAGUACCAGCAGACAAUCAAAAUGGCAUUAUAGUGUAUUAUACAAUCACCUACGCAGAGUUAUCCGCUGGUGAUUCAGGAACGAAGAUCGUUGUUGCUCCAAGAACAAAUGCUACAUUGACAGGAUUGAAAAAAUUUACCAACUACAGCAUUACAGUAUUUGCAUCUACUGCCAAGGGAGAUGGCAAUAGAAGUGAACCUAUUAUUAUCAUUACAGAUGAAGACCGUAAGUAGUGAAUUUCUGGUGUUCAUUAAUUUUGUUGAUAUGUAUUCAUUUCAGAUCUCUAGCCAUACAAAAUGCAGAUCACUACUUUUAAAAGUUGUUGUUGUUUUUUUUAAAUUUGUUUUGUUUCUUUUAUUCAUUACAAAAUGGUAAACACUUUAUCUUGAAGGGGAAAACACUGCUCUCGCAAAUUGUUCAUACAAAGCUGGCCUAGAGGAGCUUGACAAUUACAGCUGUGUAGUUUAGGCAUGGGCAUGUCUGUAGUAUUGCUCUCUUGCAUGACAAUCCUACAUUUAUUAGGAGCGGUUACACUAGACCUUUUCCCCAAAUUACCCAUUGCAGAAAUAGCUUGGGUUGGGUUCGCUCCGGGUUGUUAUCACUUUCAUGUUUGCCGUUACACAGCGAUAAAUUGCCCAAGGGGAAGAAAAAUCUUGAGCCCGGUUCGCUGUAACCGUUGAAGGCUGACAUAAAUCGUAAAAAGGCUUUGACCACUUUUAAUUUUACCUUUUUAAUAAAGAAAGAAAGAAAGGAAGAAAAGAAUUUUCAUCAACAUCAAGUAUAACCGUCUCAAUCUAGCUAUCCCAAUUUUUUUUUCCUGAUUUUUCUUCUUAGGUCCAAGCGGUUUUCCAUUGAAUCUAAGACCAGUGGAUACAUCUUUCAGCAGUAUUUUGGUCGCCUGGAGUGAAGUUCUCAGUGCAGACCAAAACGGUAUCAUAUUAACGUACACGGUUAGGUUCCAGGCGAUAGAAAGUGGGGGAGUAAAUUCAUCCACAUCAAUCAAUACAACAACAGUUGAUUCCCGUUUGCUGCAAGCCAAUCUGACGAAUCUUAAAAAUGACACGAAGUACAACAUCAGCAUUUUGGCGUCCACUAUUAAAGGAAAUGGACCCUAUAGUGACCCCGUCUUUGUUACAAGCAAUCAAAAGAGUAAGUCAGUUUCUAAUUAGCGUAGUGAUGAGGUGCAAACCUGAAGAGGGGGCAUCAUAUAUCUUAACUUGUAAACAUAAAGUGUCAUACGAUUCAUUACGCUUUCUAUCCUUUUAGUGACCAAUAUAUACUCAAUUAUAUGGAUCUCAUUCUUCCUUUAAGAAAAGCUUACGUAUUGGACUUCCUGAAACAUAUGAUGUACACGUCAUUUCUCAUAAAAACGUCUUGUCUCAGUAAACUGGAGAAAGAUAAGUGUGGUUUUGGCUUCAAAUGCAUUUCAUUUUAUUUAGCUUUACCCACGUAAAAGGACAAUGAUCUGUGAUACACAUUCUUAAUUCUUAUUUAUCAUUUUCUUUCUGUCCGUCUUCUUCCUCUUCCUCUUUCCUUAUUCCUUUCUUUCUUUCAAAGUAAUUCUUAUUUUAUCAGAGCCAAGUGCUGCUCCACAAAACGUACAAGGACGUCCAACGAGCUCGACUGAAAUCUUGGUCCAGUGGGACGAAGUGCCUGAAGACAAACAGAACGGUGAGAUUCUCCAAUACACAAUUCUAUACAGAAAGACAGAAGGAGGUGAGCAGAAAACAUCGCAAGUUAACAGUCGAAGUGUAAAGUUGACAGGACUCGCCAAGUACACAUUUUACAGCAUUAGCGUAGUAGCAGCCACAGUUAAAGGUGAUGGACCGGGCAGUUCUACAAUCACAGUUCGCACGGACGAAGAUAGUAAGUAUUUACAGGGGCAUCCUAGGUCAAAGAGCAUUUUACUUAACACCGUCUGAGUUCUAUGAAUAGUGCAAUUACCAGUUCACCUCCCGAUGCUGUAUGCAACCAAAUGAUUAUUAUGGGGGAUUAAAAAAAGAGCCAUCUAGGAGGUUUCAAGUGCAUUGCACUGUGAUAGCUAACACAUGGUACCAAGAUGUUUGUUGGAAACAUAUUUGUAAGGCAUGGAGCUUUUUAAAUGGUAGAUUUUAUUCUUUGCAGGGGCGUAGCCAGCCCAUAGACCUGUAGGACCGAGCCUACAAUUUUUUGGUUUCAUCGCUCUACCGCUUGUUAUAAAUUAUGCAUUGUUGGGAUGAGCUAUAGAGCUUAAGAGCUCAAAGUGUUGGUGAUCGGGACCAGUGCCCACUAGCCAGACAGACAGCCCUUAUUUUAGCACGAUGGUUUUAAAAGCUAUGCAGCUUAUGGGGUGGUGUAAUGCGAGCAAUUUCGGGAUACUGAGGAAAUGAAUAUCGGCCAGGUCUACAACUAGUCGAAAAGGUUGAAGGUUAUUGAUCACUCCAGGACUUAAAAGGAGGGGUCUUACCGCACUGACAACCAAUUGUGUAAUUUUGUUGUAGGCAGUUUUAAGUCUUUUGUUUGAAUCAUUAAUUCUUUAUUACCAAUAGCUCUAUCAAAAGCUUAUUGUUAUUUCCCAAUAGUUAUGACAUGAAUUGGUAUUGUGGGACUGAAAGGGUCAAACUUUGUUUACUCUUGAACUCCCAGAAGUGAUUGGAAUGUUAUUUCUCCUUACAAUAUCAAUACAUUGUCCAGCAUACAGGUGAUGAGAAUGGGCAAAUGUAUCAGCCAGUUGAUAUAUUCUUGAUGUAACCUCAAAUUCUCAAACUAAUGUACAAGGAUAUGUAUAGAAGCCAGAAGGAGAAUGACUAAUCAGAUAAGAUUUAAGCGACUCCCAUGUUACCCUUUAUUGUAGCACCUUCCGCGGCUCCUUUACUGAGCAAUGUGACUGCACUGAAUAGCACGAGUGUAUUGGUGGAAUGGGAACGCGUUCCUAAGGAGUCCAGGAAUGGCAUCAUUACUAAAUACACCAUAUACUAUAGGGACGAACUAAAGAAGGCAGAAGGGACAAUGGUCGUCAAACCUCCUAAUAAAACGGCAAUCAUCAAUGGACUGAGACAACAGGCGGAAUAUUCAUUUCGGAUUGUGGCUGCAACUUCCAAAGGAAAUGGCCCACUCAGCAACACGGUAAAGGCAACGACAGAUGGUAAGGAGAUUUCAAAAUACUAGUCUUUUACAUUUCUAUAUUUGAUAAAGCGUAAACAAUAGGUUUUCUUUUGGCUUCGCUCGGAACGUUAGUUUAAAGGUACUGUAGAUCGGAUACCUUCCAAAGCAUUUAUUUUCAGUUAGAAUUACUGGAGAGAUUUAGAAUCACCUUAACUAGUCGUUUAACUGUACAUUACAUCUUCAGAGAGCAGUAUAUACUAAGCAGCUCCAUGCCCUUUUCAUCUACAAAGAUUACUAACUGGACACUUUGGGAAUUGUGAGCCUGAAUCUCGUAAUUGCCCUUUGCCAUAAAUCUAACUAUAGUUCUCUCCACUAACUAGGUAAAUUUAAUGGUUGAGCUAUUUGGCGCAUACAGGAAUUUUAAAAAUUCGUCCACCUACCAGGAACGAAUGAAAUCAGUCAAAAUCGUUUCUUUCAGCCGUGCCCACGAUUUUGCCACCCGCUGAUGACGCCAUUGGUGCAAAACAAGUGUCCGUCAAAUUUGUCAACAGACACGCCUUGAGUAAUGGGAGUCCUGUGACGUAUGUACAUGUAUUCUCAGCUAUUUUCUAA
Porites lobata is the source of this 22600-nucleotide messenger RNA. The record is from the annotation of a GenBank genome assembly. NCBI's taxonomy places the organism in Eukaryota, Metazoa, Cnidaria, Anthozoa, Scleractinia, Poritidae.